Messenger RNA from Manis pentadactyla (Chinese pangolin), 5777 nucleotides. It is a transcript of the gene U2SURP, whose product is annotated as U2 snRNP associated SURP domain containing. Gene Ontology annotation, cellular component: nucleus. Gene Ontology annotation, molecular function: RNA binding. Bases 99 to 3188 code for a protein of 1029 amino acids. Lineage: Eukaryota; Metazoa; Chordata; Mammalia; Pholidota; Manidae. Gene Ontology annotation, biological process: RNA processing. The record is from RefSeq and is a predicted model, not a curated record. The transcript is spliced from 28 exons.
CCUUGCAAGCUUCCCUGGCGGGCUCGGCUGAGAUCUGCUCUUUCGGCGCUCGACUCGCUCGUGCUGCAACCGCCCUCGAAGGAGGGGCAAGGCUCAAGAUGGCGGACAAAACGCCAGGCGGAUCUCAGAAGACCAGUUCAAAGACCAGAUCAUCAGAUGUUCAUUCAUCUGGAUCAUCAGAUGCACAUAUGGAUGCAUCUGGACCCUCAGAUAGUGAUAUACCAAGUCGGACACGACCUAAGAGCCCAAGAAAACAUAAUUAUAGGAAUGAGAGUGCCCGGGAAAGCCUUUGUGAUUCUCCUCAUCAGAAUCUCUCAAGACCUUUUCUAGAAAACAAACUUAAAGCAUUCAGUAUUGGAAAAAUGAGUACAGCUAAGCGAACUUUAAGUAAGAAAGAGCAAGAAGAAUUAAAGAAAAAGGAGGAUGAAAAGGCAGCUGCUGAGAUUUAUGAGGAAUUUCUUGCUGCUUUUGAAGGAAGUGAUGGUAAUAAAGUGAAAACAUUUGUGCGUGGAGGUGUUGUUAAUGCAGCUAAGGAAGAACACGAAACAGAUGAAAAAAGAGGUAAAAUCUAUAAGCCAUCUUCAAGAUUUGCGGAUCAAAAAAAUCCUCCAAAUCAGUCAUCCAAUGAAAGACCACCAUCUCUUCUUGUGAUAGAAACCAAAAAACCACCACUUAAGAAAGGAGAGAAAGAAAAGAAAAAAAGCAAUUUGGAACUCUUCAAAGAAGAAUUGAAACAAAUUCAAGAAGAGCGUGAUGAGAGACAUAAAACAAAAGGCAGGUUAAGUCGAUUUGAGCCGCCUCAGUCAGAUUCUGAUGGUCAGCGUCGUUCUAUGGAUGCGCCUUCAAGAAGAAAUAGAUCAUCUGGUGUUCUUGAUGAUUAUGCACCUGGCUCACAUGAUGUUGGAGAUCCAAGUACUACUAAUUUAUACCUUGGAAACAUAAACCCACAGAUGAAUGAAGAAAUGCUGUGCCAAGAAUUUGGAAGAUUUGGACCAUUAGCCAGUGUGAAAAUUAUGUGGCCGAGAACUGAUGAAGAAAGAGCAAGAGAGAGAAAUUGUGGCUUUGUGGCCUUUAUGAAUAGAAGAGAUGCUGAAAGAGCUUUAAAAAAUUUAAAUGGAAAGAUGAUUAUGUCUUUUGAAAUGAAGUUAGGUUGGGGUAAAGCUGUGCCUAUUCCUCCACAUCCAAUAUACAUUCCACCUUCAAUGAUGGAACAUACACUUCCCCCUCCUCCGUCAGGACUGCCUUUUAAUGCGCAGCCUAGAGAGCGGUUAAAAAACCCCAAUGCUCCCAUGUUACCGCCACCUAAAAACAAGGAGGAUUUUGAGAAGACUCUGUCGCAAGCCAUAGUCAAAGUGGUUAUCCCAACAGAAAGGAAUUUACUCGCCCUGAUACAUCGGAUGAUAGAGUUUGUUGUACGUGAAGGGCCAAUGUUUGAAGCUAUGAUUAUGAACAGAGAAAUCAAUAAUCCUAUGUUCAGAUUCUUAUUUGAAAACCAGACACCAGCCCAUGUUUACUAUAGGUGGAAGCUUUAUUCUAUUCUGCAGGGAGAUUCUCCAACUAAGUGGCGGACAGAAGAUUUUCGCAUGUUCAAAAAUGGAUCUUUUUGGAGGCCACCACCAUUAAAUCCAUACUUGCAUGGGAUGUCAGAAGAGCAAGAAACAGAAGCUUUUGUAGAGGAGCCUAGUAAAAAGGGAGCACUUAAGGAAGAACAGAGGGACAAAUUAGAAGAAAUCCUGCGGGGGUUAACUCCAAGGAAAAAUGAUAUUGGGGAUGCAAUGGUUUUCUGUCUUAAUAAUGCUGAAGCUGCUGAAGAAAUAGUGGAUUGCAUUACUGAGUCAUUGUCCAUCUUAAAGACUCCCCUUCCCAAAAAGAUUGCCAGAUUGUAUUUGGUUUCUGAUGUUUUGUACAACUCUUCAGCCAAAGUUGCCAAUGCUUCAUAUUAUAGAAAAUUUUUUGAAACAAAGUUAUGUCAGAUAUUUUCAGACCUCAAUGCUACCUAUCGUACAAUUCAAGGCCAUUUACAGUCUGAAAACUUUAAGCAACGGGUAAUGACCUGCUUUAGAGCAUGGGAAGAUUGGGCAAUUUAUCCAGAACCAUUUUUGAUCAAAUUACAAAAUAUUUUCUUAGGCCUUGUAAAUAUUAUUGAAGAAAAGGAAACAGAGGAUGUACCAGAAGACCUUGAUGGUGCCCCCAUUGAGGAAGAGCUUGAUGGUGCACCUCUAGAAGAUGUGGAUGGAAUUCCUAUUGAUGCUACUCCUAUUGAUGAUCUUGAUGGAGUUCCUAUAAAGAGUCUUGAUGAUGAUCUUGAUGGAGUGCCUUUGGAUGCAAGUGAAGACUCAAAGAAGAAUGAGCCUAUAUUUAAAGUUGCCCCAUCAAAGUGGGAAGCUGUGGAUGAAUCUGAAUUGGAAGCACAGGCUGUAACAACUUCUAAAUGGGAGUUAUUUGAUCAGCAUGAAGAAUCAGAAGAAGAAGAAAAUCAAAAUCAAGAAGAAGAAAGUGAAGAUGAAGAAGAUACUCAGAGUUCCAAAUCUGAAGAACACCAUUUGUACUCUAAUCCAAUUAAAGAAGAAAUGACUGAGUCCAAGUUCUCGAAGUACUCUGAAAUGAGUGAGGAAAAGCGAGCUAAACUUCGUGAAAUUGAGCUCAAAGUCAUGAAGUUUCAGGAUGAAUUGGAAUCUGGGAAAAGACCUAAAAAGCCAGGCCAGAGCUUUCAGGAGCAAAUAGAACACUACAGAGAUAAACUUCUUCAACGAGAGAAAGAGAAAGAAUUAGAAAGAGAAAGAGAAAGAGAUAAGAAGGAUAAAGAAAAAUUGGAAUCUCGAUCCAAAGACAAGAAGGAAAAAGAUGAAUGUACCCCGACGAGGAAAGAAAGGAAAAGGCGACACAGUACAUCCCCAAGCCCGUCUCGCAGUAGCAGUGGUAGACGAGUGAAAUCCCCAUCACCAAAAUCGGAGCGGUCAGAGCGUUCAGAAAGAUCUCAUAAAGAGAGCUCACGGUCCAGGUCAUCUCACAAAGAUUCUCCUAGAGAUGUUAGCAAAAAGGCCAAAAGAUCACCAUCUGGCUCAAGGACACCUAAGAGAUCUAGGCGAUCACGGUCUAGAUCCCCUAAAAAAUCAGGGAAGAAAUCCAGAUCCCAGUCCCGAUCUCCACACAGGUCUCAUAAAAAGUCAAAGAAAAACAAACACUGAUGUAAAUUUUUAAGAUGCUGUCACGUAUUGGAAAUGCAAUUUUGUUUUGUGCCUGAAUGGUCUGUUAAAAAAAAAAAAAAAACUAAUGAAAGAGCAUUCCUGGGGUUUUUGUUUGUUUGUUUGUGAAUGCAUGUGUAAACUCAUGAGUAACUGCAUCUGUAGACCUGUCAUUGUUUUAUAUUGUAAAAAUUACUUCUGUUGUGGCUGUUUCUCAAGAUGAAAUUUUUAUUGUGCUAAUGAGUUUUGUUAGAAAUGUGUAUAAUGGAUCUGCUGGCAGUAGUGGUAUUUUGUUUUAGGAUGUUGUGACUUAGCAAAAAUAAUACAGAUGUCUUUCCCCUUUUUGUAGCUUUGACAGUUUGAAUUAGAUUUCAAAUAAAAUCUGAACAGAAAACUAUAAUGUUGUUUUUUUGCCCUAUUGGUGACAUCAAGUCCCUUAAAGUCCUACUAAGUGAGUUUAGCUCUUUGUGUUUCUUAGACCCAAUGCACUUUACAAGCUUUGUUGUUUGAAUAGCUAAAGUUUUAUAUUUACUAAGAUGUCUAUCAAAAUUAAGGGACCUGAGACUCCUAUUUGGUAGGUUUGCCAACCAAUUUCUUUGAUAAGGUUCUCUUGGAUAGUACUAGUAGUACCCAGAGAUCAAAAGACCAUGUAAAUGUGGCAUGGUCUUUUGUUAAUGGGAUGCCUGGCUAAAGUAUUUUUUUCUGUUUUCAAAGAAGCAAUAUAAUUUCAAUACACUCAGCCUAUGUCCUGAGCAACUACUUGUUUUUAGGGAGAAAUUGCAUCUCCAUCUUUUGAUUUCAUCUUCAAUCACAAAAGGUGUUUAUUUAUAAAAGAACUUUUCUAGCAAGAGUUGGCUAUAGAAUUUUCGUAUGACAUUUAUAGCCCUAUAGCCCUCUGUAGGCAAUUUUUCUAAUACUGGUAUCAGUCUAUUUCUACAAGGUUCUGUUUAAAGCACCUUUGUGGGGGCUUUUUGUUUUUUUUUUAAACUUACAUUUGGCUUUACAUAAAAUUUAAAGUAGUUUUCAGGCAAUUUAACAUGCAAUAGUUUGUAAAUUCAAAGUGCAAAAAGUUGAUUUAAACAAUUUUGCAGAGGUGGAAUUGUUAUAUAAUGGGAAUAAUACUGCUACAGUAUGAGGAAGAAAUAAGCCUUGUGUAAUAUGGAUCAUAAUAGUGCUAUAAAUAUAAUGUAAUAAAGGGUUAUGUAGACGUGAACUGACACUACUACUAUUUGUGAAUCUUGCUUUUCAGUUUUUCAUUUAGGCACUUUAUAUAGUCGUUUGAUGAGUGUGUUUCCCCCUUAAUAGAGUAGAAAACUAUUCUAAUAAUGGAUUAUUUUGACUUAGCUUGCUUUUUAAAAAUAUCUUUUCAGUUUGUUUUACUUAAUCUUGCCUAGUCACAACAGAAUAAGCUGUACCCAUGACUUGGGACGUAGGUGAAGAAUGCUAUUUACAAACUGGACAAACCUCCAAUAGCUUUAGAAAUGAGCCAGUCAGAUUAUUUUAUGUAGUAGUUCUUAUCACCAUGCAUUACUCGUUUACUCUUUUGUUUGUCCAUAUUGUUAGGAAAUGUUAAUUCCUAAAUGUUGCUGAGAGUAAUUAAACUUGAACAUUUGGUGCUGGUUUUUAAAAAUUACAAAUACAGCCAUUUUUAAAGUAAUAUUCUUCUCUCCUGUUCAUUGCCUGGGAGAAUAAAAUUUGUAUAAUUGCAUUUCUUUGCAAAGACAACAAUGUUGAGUUGCUAGUGAUUCGGUCAUUCCAUCAUUUGUUGGUAUCCAGUGUAGGCUUAGAAAUAAUUGGCCAGGUAAUGGUUUUGCCAGUCAAGUUGUAAGGAAUAUUUAUUUCUCUCUUAAAAAUGUAUCGUGACGAAGCAGGAGUGAGCAGAAAUUUUUAGGUCUGUUUUGGAUGUUUAUUUGCAGAAUUUUUCCGAUGGCAGUUUUUAAUCAGGAUCCAGAUGCAACAAACAUUGUUUAAGUGAGUAAGACUGGCUUACUUCUGUGUGGGUGAGCGGGGAUUGUUUGGUUUGAUUGGGUAUCUGUUCUGUGAAGUUUGUUUUUGUGUGUAUUAGAUUGUACUGGAUUUUUUUUCCCCGGAAUUGCAAAUGGUAUCGUUAGGUUGUUUCCAGUUUUACUUAACAAGAAAAUAUUAGCCUGUUUUACUCUUCAUGGAUUCUGUGAAAGUUGAACCAAAUCAAAAAUUGGUGAAUUGUAAGGGGGGAGAUAUUUUACCAUAUUAAAAAAAUAUAUUUAGUAUUAUUCAUCUGUUUCCUAUCUAAAUAACACUUUUAAUUAGAUAGUAAAAUUUUUACAGGUUGACUGAAAUGUUUGUAGGCAUGGCCUUCUAGUUACAGGAAAAACCCUGUUCAGCUCUGUAAUCGAAAGUUAUCCUCUAUCAUAGUUACAUGUAGAGGAAGUCCUUUGUUGUCUGCUCUUCUUAUGCAGGGUGUGGCUUAAACUCUACUCUCUAACCUCACAUUUGUACACAGGGAUUCAUAACCAGGUUAAUACCAUUUAACCUCCCUCUCUUCUACAGGUGAGAGAAAGUAAAUAAAUGGUGGUCUAUUUCUUACCAGAGAGAUACCUAUGAUUGAAAAGG